UGUAACAAGUACUUAUUACUACAAGUUGUCAGCAACAAGUGUUUCUUGUAUCUUUGGAAAACUUGUUGGUGACAAGACUUGUCCGUAACAAUUCUUGUUACCAACUAGACUUGUCCGCAACAAGUGUUGUCGGUAACAAGUAUAAACAUAACCUAUAUUCAGAAGUACAUUCACAUGAUAAAAAUGUCUAAACAUUUUGCAGUCGCUAAUAAGAUUCUUAUCCUACAAGAAAUCAGAGAUAAGAAGGAGACACUGUUUGGACCAUUUUCUUGUACCUUAACAAAGGAAAUGAAAACAUCAUGCUGGAAAGAAAUUCAUACUCAAUGUGGCAGUUUGGGGUUGGUGGCGGCUGAUAAAGAAUGGACUUACACUCGUGAUGUAUUGUGGCAGAACCUAAAGAAAUCAACAAUGAAAAAGGUUGAUAACCGAAAGAAGACUGGAGCAGCAGGUGGUCCUGACUGCAAAUACGCUGAAGUGGAUAUCUUAGUUUUAGAUAUUAUUGGAAAGGAUAGCCCUGUCAUUCAAAGUCUUGGUGUUACUGAGACGUGGGAAGCUGUAGGUGUUGAAGACAUCAUUGAAACAGUCAUGCCUGAAGCAUAUACAUUUGAAGUUGUUGAAAAUGCAGGGAAUGUUAGUGAAUUAGUUAGUACACCUACAGGAAAUAAUGAAGGGACAAAGAAGAAAAGAAAUGAUUCUCAAGACCCAUUGUCACAAGAGCCACUGCAUCAGCUGAAGAAGAAGAAGCUGAUGUUGCAGGUGGAAUUUCUGGAGAAGGAAAACUACCUUAAGACAUUGCAAAUUUUGAAGUUAGAAAAGGAACUAGAUCUUGCUCCCUCUAAGUUUACAGAAUCAUUAACGUCUGUUUCUUAUUUGGUAGACUGAGUAGAUGAUACAAACCAUCGCAUGUACAAACUGAAAUUACUUAAGAGCACUAAGUACAUUUAAUUUAGGCUAUAUGAUAUUGAUGAUAUUUAAACAAUGUCUGUAGAACAAAUUUUUUAAAAUACAUGCUUCAUUGUGUCAAUGUUUUUCAUUUUCUGCCACAGUAGCUCUAUUAAUGUUCAUGCAAAAUGUUAGUGGUUGAAGUAAUUCAGUAGUUCCUGCAAUCUUUGUCUUGCAUUUGGAGGCGCAUGGUUAACCUCUUCAACAAUUUCAUUUUCCAUAGGUUCUUCAUGAUUGACUGCUGAUAGGUCAAUGUACUCCCCCUCACGUGAAAUGUUGCAAAGUGUUGCACAACACUUAAAUACAUUAGCAGCAUAAAGUGGUGACAGUCGAAGAUAAUUGAGACAAGGGAACUUCUCUUUGAGAUUUCCAAACACAUUCUCAACAAUGCGUCUUGUUUUUUUAUGUGCUCUGUUAAAUGCCAAGCUUCCAGCAAGCACACAGUUUACGGUUGGCGUGAUAAGCCAUUGCAGCAAAGGGUAACCAGAGUCACCAAGGAUGAUGGCAUUUGGGAUUGGACGCCAGCCCCCUUCCAUUGUUCGGAACAGGCUACUGUUCCUUAAUACUCUCGCAUGAUGGACGCUGCCAGGCCAUUUGGCACUCACAAAGUAGAUUUCCAUAUUUGGACCACAAACUAUCAUGCAAUUUAUGGAGUGAUUACCAUUUCUAUCUACAAAAGCAAACACAUAGGCAGGUGGAGCAUCUAUUUUAAUUAGUGUGCCAUCAACACAUCCUAUUAUGUACUUGUGGGAAAUGCGCCACAGCAAAGAAUUUUGCAGAGACGUUGAGAACAUUCUCAGGCCACUUUAUGACAAUGGAAAAUUUUACUUCAUUUACUGCAUUCACAACACUCUUCACACAUCUACACACACUUGCCUUGCUCACUCCAUGUGCAUCUGCAAUGACAUGGUAUUGUCCCCCAUUGCCUAGCCAAUGCAAACCAAUGCAUAACUGUAAUUUUGAAGGUAAUGCUUGAGACCGGUUUGUGGGGUGAAAUAAUAUGUGCCCAAUGUCCUCAUGCAACUGUUCCAUUUUCACUGCAUUCAUCCGAAACCGUUCAUUAAAUUCAUGCACUGACUGAAAAUUGCCAUUUAUUCUUUCUCUGAAAAUUCUUCUCCUUUUUGGUGGAUUCUCUUCAUCUUCAGAAGAACUAGACCACAUUUUCCCUUCAAAUUAAUGUUUUAAACUCACUUGUAGAGCAGUCUACCUACCUACUGAGACUUGUAAAAAAAGACUUGUUCACAACAAUUGUAACCUACAAGUUUGAGCCAUUAUCUUGUUGGUAACAAGCACUGCACUUGUCCGCAACAAGUAUUUUUCUUGUAACUUGUCCAAAUUCACUUGUAAUCACAAGUGUCCACUUGUAGUUUUGUGAAACACCAUGUUUACAUUUUUUUUUACAAGUUUGUCAGGAUUUACUUGUUACAAACAAACUUGUAGCUUUGUGAAACGGGCCCCUGUUGUGUGUUUUUUUUUAUGUUACAUAGCUAAUAAUUUUAAUAAAGUGAUAAAAUAGCUUAAUUCAGGUAAACAGUUAUGCCUUCUGUGCUCUGUUUGCCCAAUGUUUGGCAGAAGACUGCAGAUAGUAAAUAGAAAAUGGGAAAUAAAAAUCUGAACUGAUAACUGCACCUUUGCAGAAUACUAAUCAAAUAAAAUUAUUUAUACCCAAAAAAUUUAUAUAUAAACUAUACACAUACAGACACAUAGAGAAAAUAAAUUAUAUAUAUUUAUAUUUAUUUGACCAUUAAUUUUAAAUUGUCUUCAUUAUUUUUUUGAAUAGUACAGCUAGGUCUUUCCAUCAGUUUUGUUAUGAAAUUUGAUGUGAAAUUGUUUUUUAACCCUUAGCCGGAGACGUGAAAAUAUUUGACAUAUCUGGUGACGUGGUGCCCCUCAGACCCCAAAAUGUUUUGUAGAAGUUAACUGAUUAGAAAUUAUUUUUGUUACAUGUAAAAUUAUUUAAUGCCUUUUUUAUACUUAUUUAUUAAAUUAAAAAAUAAAUUAGCAAAUAAUUAUUCACCAAUUAUAAAAUACAAUUUUUUCCAUUGUUGCUUGCUCAAAUAAA
Messenger RNA from Bacillus rossius redtenbacheri, 3004 nucleotides. RefSeq lists its product as uncharacterized. The record is from RefSeq and is a predicted model, not a curated record. The transcript has 2 exons. NCBI's taxonomy places the organism in Eukaryota, Metazoa, Arthropoda, Insecta, Phasmatodea, Bacillidae. Bases 175 to 882 code for a protein of 235 amino acids.